Molecule: messenger RNA, 291 nt
Organism: Prunus armeniaca (apricot)
Lineage: Eukaryota; Viridiplantae; Streptophyta; Magnoliopsida; Rosales; Rosaceae
Source: the annotation of a GenBank genome assembly
AUGACGGAGAACGAGCGCCUGAAAUUUUCUCCAGAAACCGAUCGGGUUUCUGCAAAAUCCGCGGAUUCCGGCGGUUUCGACGACUGGGCUUGGCCGGGAAGGGAAGAGGAACGCUUCCCGGUUCUUUUCGAUCCGGUCCCAAGGCCGGAGGUGGGGUGUGGCGGCGGCGGUGGCUUGGAGAAGCCACCGGCUGGAGAAAAGUAUCGGGGGGCUCGGGGUGCGCAGGGAAGAGAGAGAGAAACUGAGGGUUUUAAAAAUCUGACUCUCCAAAAUUACCCUUUUUGCCCUUGA